AGCGCCCUGAUUCAACUUUUGGAUCUGUCAUGAAAAUGAACUUAUGUACGUGUAGUACUUCGUGGUCAUAACCUAUAUUAGAAAAUGUGUAAAAUGUCCAACAUUUCACAUUUUCUACAACAUUAGGAUUACAAUUAACAUUGUAAAUUCUACAAUCUAUUUUUAUGUAACAGUAAUUUCUCGGAAUCUUGGAAAUAAUUAAAUUUUCAAGAUGGAUAAAGAAAAAUUAUGUGCUGCACGCAAGAAGUUGAAACAGUAUCAACUUUUCAAAAAAGAUAAUAGUCACAGACAUCAAGGUAGUGAAUAUCCAAAUAAUGAAUAUGCAAAGAAUAAUAAUGAAGCCACAAAAGAACAUUUUACGAAGUGUGAUAACAUUAAUUUUGAAACUGAAAACUGUGAAAAUAAUUCACUUUCAUCUGAGAAACUUGUUGAAAAUAUAAAUUCACCUGAAUUUACUUCUGUGAAUGUAAAUUAUGUGAAAGACGAAAAAUAUCCACCUCAAAUUAUAGAGAGUAACAGUAAUUUUACUUCUGCAAAUGAUUUUAUAUACCACACAAAUAAUACCGUAGAUAAUUUUCAAUCGGUUCAAUCUGUAGUAAGUGAAGAAAGCGUAUUACGUCCUCAGAAUAAUGAUUCAUGUAAUAUAACCAAAAUUAGUGAAUCCAAUGAUUCAAGCGCUAUUAUUAGUUCUAAUACUUCUUUAAAAGAUAUUAAUAAUGAGGAUAGAAACACUAUGGACAAUUUAUACGAUUCUUCGCUUCUACAAAAAGAAAAUCUGUUACAAAUGGCUUCUUCAGUUGCACAAGUGUUGACUGAUGUUAAUGAAUUUAAUGAAGCAACAACCAUGAAUAACUUAAUAGACAAAAAUAAAUUCUUAACUAACUGUCUUCAAGAACAGGCAAAUCUUAUUAGUGAGCUGCAUGACCAAGUUAGUCGAUAUAGUUGCAGAAUUUCGGAAAUGGAAGCGAUUAUAGCUGCAAAUAAUGCAGAGAGUACAAACAAAAUUAUACAAGAAAUUAACCCUCUAAAGCAACAGAUUCAGCUCCACACGCACACUACUGGAAUUUUAGUUGCGGAAAAAGCUGAAUUAAAAGCAACUGUUGAUCAAUGCUAUGCAAUAAUUAAGCAAAAAACUGAAUUGAUUGAAGAUCUUAACAAACAAUUAAAAUCUCGUCAAUUUGAAAUGAUUGAGCACGAGAAGGAAUCUACUUUAUACAAAAAAAAUCAUGAGGAAAUAAAUGGAACUUAUCAAUUAUUGCAGCAAAAUUAUGAAAAAUUGAUGGAUGAUUGUUCUAGCUUAAGGAAAGAUAAGGAAGGUCUAGAACUAGAAUGCUCUGAACUUAAGCAAAAGUUAAAUUUAAGCAACACAAAUUUAUCAAGUGUUCAACAGGAAUUACAGGAAAAAAAUGGCCUGCUCUCUCUAAAUGAAAUAAAAAUACGACAGUUAAUAUCCACUUCAGAUCAACUACAAAGUUUAGAAAAUGAUCGCCAAGCUGUUAUAGUAUAUGAACAACAAUUGGCACAAUUAAAGGAUAAUUUAUCUGCAUUAAGUCAUGAAAAAGAUGAAGCUAAUAUACAAUAUAAAAGCUAUUUGGAACAGUCAGAUGAGCGUCUUAGGUGUGUUAAAACAGAGUUAAAUCAAUGUCAUAACCGCAUUGAAGAACUAGAAGCCAGAGAGAAAGAUUAUGUUCAAAAAUUGUUGCAAAUGGAACAACAAUUGCAGCAUGAAAGAGAACAAGUAGAAUCUUUUAAACCAUUAUUAGAACAUAAAGUGGAAAUGCUAACAAAAAACAUAGACAAUCUUGUAUUGGAACAAGAAUCUCUUCAGCUUGCCUUGAAUCAAAAGGACGCUGAAAUUGAAGCAUUAAAUAAGGAAUUACAAGAAUUACCAGAUAUAAAGAAUGACAGUAUAGACGCAUCAGCACUAGCUACAGCUCUUCAAAGCGAACAGCUAGGAGCUUCUCGAGCAAUUUAUCAAAAUCAACAACUCAAACAUCAGCUUGACGAAAUGCAUGAUGCAUUUGUUUUAUUAAGCAAUAAUAAAUUAGAUUUAACUGAACAACUUCAGUCUGAGCGCAAUUCGUGUAAACAAUUAAAUAUUGAACUUACUGCAUAUAAAUCAACAUUGGAAGAUUUAGAAAAUCAAUUAAAAGAGAAGGACGCUGCUUUGAUUAAUUUGAAAAGUGAAAAACUACAAAAUACUGACCUUCCUUUUAAAAUGACAAAAUAUGAAUCUUCUGAAUCAAAUGAUUUGCUUCAAGAACUUAAUAGCGCUAAGAAUUUAAUUGAAAAUUUGCAAAGAGAAAAUAUACUACUGAAAGAAGAAUUAAGUUUACAAAUUAAACAAUCAGCAAUACAAAAUAAGGAAAAUACUGAGUCUAAUAACACCAAUAAUCAAACUACUAUUUCCAAUCAAAAUGAAUUAGAUCAAUCUCUCAAAGUUGAAACUGAUAUAUAUGACAACAAAAAUUUUAUUAUACCUGAAUUUAUAAAAAAGUUAGAAGACAGAUUUAAGGAAACAAUGGACAGAGUUGCUGAACUUACAGAUGAAAAGCAAAAAUUAGAGCAUCUUGUGCUGCAAUUGCAAGAAGAAACGGAGACGAUAGGAGAAUAUGUCGCACUUUAUCAAAAACAACGCUCCAUACUUCAAGGGAGGGCUAAAGAAAGAGAACAAACUUUUAAACAAAUUUCGGAGCAACGUGACUAUCAACAAGAGCAAAUAAAUAAAUUGAAAUUUCUCGUUGCUAAGUUAUUGAAGUCAAAACCGACUGCCAUUAAAGAUGCAUUUCAAGAAAUUGAAAACCCACAAUCAUCUUGUGAUACUAAAGAACAUUUGGAAGAAUUAAAGUUUAACUCUAAUCUUGCUGAAAGUUUUCCUUCAGAUAGUAUAGAAGUUAAAACCAACGUAAAUGACGAAGAUGAAUCUACGGUUGUUGGUCUUCUUUCUGAAAUUAAGGAUUGCCGUGGUACUUGUACUCAAGAACCUAAUAUUCAUCCAUGCCCAUUGUGUUCUGGAAAGUUGAUAACAAUAUAAAUAAAGUGGAAUUUAAUUUCUUCAUUGAUACAGAUAAGUAAUUUAUAAAUCAAAAAGCUAUUUAAAAUAUGAGGUAGCGUUUAUAAGAGUUUCAUAUUUCUAGAUUUUUCAUUUAUUUUUUUACAAAUGUAAAAAGUGUAUGUAAGAAAUUUAUAUAUAUAUAUAUGAGUGAUUCUGCAGAAGUAUUCCUUUUUGUCAGUUGGAAAUAGAAAAAAUUAAUUGUUUCAUUUUCAAAGAUUGAACAGUUAUAUACGAUAUAUUAUUGAAUUAAAGAAAUGGAAUUAAACGAAACGUUAAGCGAAACUCGAUAGUAAGAAAGAGAAUAUCGUUUUAUCGACAUACCGAGAUGAUUUUUUAUUAAAACGGAUUACAUUAUUAACUAUUAAAAACAUUACAUUUUAUUAAUUAUUUUAAAUAACAUUAUUUUGUUUAGAAGUAUGUUCUGUCCUAAAAAGAAUUUUUAUUUUUAUUUACUUUAAUUUCCUAUUCUAAAUUAAACCUGUAAUAUUCCCUGAGCUAAAAUCUCGAUUUAAUUCAGUUUUAAUAAACUAAAUUGGGACGAGGUAAAUGAAUGAAUAUUUAAACAAUUUAUCAACAACAAAUAAUUUUUUAUUUUAUUAUAAAUAUAUAUUUUUUUCUUUCAUUCUCUCUUCUUGCGUAUCCCAUUCUUCUAUCGUUAAAAUAUGAAAAUAAAUCUAUCAUUCUACGCCAUUUAUCAUCAUUCAUAUGAACAUUUAUCUCAAAUAAUAAAUCGCCCAACAGCUGCGGUGCCCACCCAUUUUGAUACCACCCAGCAACAAUAAAUGCUCUAUCUCUAUAUUGCAAUUUAGAUGCCCACAACGUACACUUAUACAAAUGCGGCAUUUUAUAUAAAUAAAAAUUUUCACACAUAUCUCUCCACACUCCAACAUAAAGUGGUGGUAGUACUAAUGGAUCCAUCUGUAAUUAAAGAGGAAGGGUAAUUUCUCAGUAUAUUAAUUCGAUUUCGUUUUUUAUAUUAUAGUCUUUAUUUUUCCACAAACUUUAAAAUGAUAAUAUCUCGUUAAACGAUAAUACAUUCUCGUUGUAAAUCCAAACUCGUCAUCCAAUGAAUGUUCUAUUCUAGUAUACGCACCCAAAUACAGACAAUUAGUAUUAAUAUUAACUAAAGGAUAAGCUCGAUUAUAUAUAUUAUUAAAAGUAUUAAUAAAUCUAUCUGACGCUACUGCCUCAGUUACAGGAUUAUAUUUCGUACAAUACGGUUUAUAAACAAACUUCCUACGUAAAUUCUUCGGAUAUUGACGCGCUACACCUGACAUAUCUGUAGUAACUAAAUAAUCUGGCUCUGAUCCCCGUGUUGGACUAGCAGUCCUCUCUGAGAAUACUGAACAUAAUGUAUGAUGUUUAAUUACUUCUUCAUUCCCACUGAACUUAUGAUCUUUUACCCAUGCUUCGCCUACUUUAUUAUACUUAAUACACUUCGUAUCUACUGCUACUCUAUCGAUAAUAUAUUCAACCUUAAUAGGUUUCAACCAUCUAUACUGCAAUAAUAUAUGUGCCUUUGAAGCCGGCAAAGGAGGAUCACUUGUUCCAGGAUAUAAUUUCUGAUACUUAGGAUAUACUGGACUACUUGGAUUAGGAAAAUCAAAAGUUGCACUCAAAUAAUCUACAUCUUUAAAAAUAACUUUCCCAGUACUUGGCAAAUAAGUUUUUAUUAUUCUUGGACUCCGAAACUUAUUAUAUCGACGCGACCGCUUGACUCGACGAACCGGUUUCCUCCGCUUCACGACUCCCCUCCUCUUCCUCCGAUACACACGUUUCAACUUUCUCGCCUUCCCAAUACGGCGUCUCCGCACUAACAAACAACAAUCUACCUUUUAAUGCCUCAUCACAAUCGAAAAAAUCAUUUGAUACAAAAAUUAUAGGCCCAUCAAAAGUUAUAUUUAAAUCUGAACCACCUUUCGUCGGAUAAGAAUAUCUAGCCCCCUCUCAUAAUCUUUUUAACAUUGAAUGAACAAAAAACUUUCCAUCGAAUUCCUCAAAUACUAUUACUUCAUGAAUUUCUAAUCUAUAUCCCUGCAUGAAAAAUUUACCUACGCCCGGGAAAAAUACAUUUCCCAUAUCCCCAAUCAUACUUUCCACAUACGAAGUUUUACCAACAAAUAUAAUAUAAAUAUAAUUGCUUUUGUUUUCGCAAAUUGGAACUAAGACAAUCUGCAGUUAAAAUAAGCAUCCUUAUCCUCCUUCGUAAUAUACUUUAAUGCAUUACGACGAGACCUACAUGGCUGUAUAUCUAUAGAUUCCCCAAAACAUUCUACCAUAUAUUCCCUCAAAUCAUUUAUCAAUAAAGGUUCAUCAAAUUCAAAAAAAAAAUGCAAAUGGUGACUUACUCUUGUGGACACUUUACUCUCUUCAAGAGCGAUACAAUAAGUCUUGACGCCGCUAAAAUAUGCUGCGAAAUCUUCGCGCACUCCGUUAUAACUACACUGGAUGUCGAUGCGUCCGAAGAACGCAUCGCAUUUUAAUUAUUAUUCCUUUAAUCACAAUUCGAAAUAUGUGUCCAAUGAAAAAAAAAUUAUAUUUAUAGAUUUUUCUUUUCUCACGGUGGCUUGAUGAAAACUGCCUUCCGUAAUAUUCCAUCACUUUUUUAUUCUGUUCUGUUGGUCCAGUUUUUACAUAUUUCUAAGAAUUUCUCCAAUAGUUCUUGGUAUAAUCUUAGUUAAUUCAAUUGAACACCUGUGAUCUGUUUCCGAAUUGUGAUUAGAAUUUAUAACAGUAGAAACAUUAUUAUUUAACUUUAUCUAUAAAUGUCAAGUAUUUAUAAAUACCUGUUCAUUUAUAAAUAAAUUGACCGAUGUAGCAGCUUCUCAUUCUGUUACUCCAAAGAGUUCAUCAACGUAAUCAAUUAUUUUUCUUAAGUAAAUUGUAGAUGAUCAGGGAGUGAUUAUUAAAACGUUUUCAUUGCAUAUUAUUAUUUAUUUAUUUUAAGUAACGGUGACGUAACACUUAGAAUACUGUAAACUUAGAAUACCGUUCUAUUCCUUAAUUUCUCUUUUACAUUUCUUGUAGCAACAAAAAAUGCUACAAUUUUCAUUGUUCCAUCUGAUGUUUUAAGUUAAUGACCACCACUCUGACAACUUUCAGUGUUCCAUCUGUUGUUUUAAAUUAGUGACCACCACUUUGACAACUUUCAUUGUUCCUUCUGAUGUUUUAAGGUAAUGUCCACAACUUUGACAACUGCUAUUGACCGAUGUAGCAGCUUCUCAUUCUGUUACUCCAAAGAGUUCAUCAACGUAAUCAAUUAUUUUUCUUGAGUAAAUUGUAGAUGAUCAGGGAGUGAUUAUUAAAACGUUUUUAUUGCAGAUGUUAGUCGAGAUAAAGUCAGAAAUUUAUCUCUGUGCAUCUCUUUAUCUGCGUGAAGGUACUGUAUCUUCUUAGUAUACCAAAGAUCACAAACUGGUCAAGGAAGCAAUGUCACCCAAAAGUUUAGCACCGUCAAUUACCUCCUUAUCAUCAUAGGGGUUAACAGUUGCUAACUCUACUCCAGUAAUGGUUUGCUUAAGUGUUAUGUCAUAAAUUACAUUUUUAAUGACUAUUUAUUAAUCUAAAAUUUCACUAAUCUAAUUAUCGUAUAAUCUUUCCUACAUUUAUCUCAAUUUAAUUCAGUUUAAUUAAAAAUUGAAUUGAGGCGAAGUAAUAAAAUGAAUGAAUAAUUCCUGAUGACUUGAUUGGCGUCAUUCCUUCUUCAUCUCUUUUCUCCUCUCGUCGUAGGCUCAUUAUUCAUAUUAGUCAUAUCUUUUUCAUCAUUUGCUUCAUUAUUCUCAACAAUAGACGUUUGAUCUUCCAAUUUUGGAACCAAGGCAGUCUGUGGCAUGAUAGUUGGAGAAUCAUUCAAUAUUUUCCGCUCAUUCCAAGUCAGAAAAGCUCCUCCGGAAACAUCAUUAUUGUACUAUGAUGAUGCAAUCGUUUAUCUUUCUUGCCGCAAGCAGAAUUAUAAAUACUAUCUCAUUUAACUUAAAAAGACAUAAGUCUUAUCAUAACAAAGUUUAUAAUCAAUUAAUAACAACAUUAUAUAACAAAUACAAUACAUUACACAUUAUGAUAUUAUAAUAUAUCAUAUAAUAUAAUAAUAUAAGUUUCAGAAGUAACAAUUAUUUAGAAGUUUCCAAAACUUUCAAUGUACCGCGAUAACGAAUUUAGUCUUGCGGGGGUAAUUUCUCCAUUUAUUUUUAAUCCUUGAUGUACUAAAGUCUUUAAAAAUUCUGUAUUGUCUGUAUCAAAAUUAUCCACACAUUGAACGUAAUUGUACAAAUUUAUUAUUUUAUCGAGAUUACGAUCCAUAUACUUAGCAUCGAAUGGUGGUACACGUGAUGCUUCCCCUUUUUUUUUUCCAUAUUUCUUUUUCUUUCUCACUGAUUGAUUCACAUUCACAUGAAAAAGGAAUAUUUCAGAAGAAUCACUCAUAUACAUAUUAUAUGAGUGUGUGUGUGUAUAAAUUAUUGUCUGUUUUAUAGAUUUGUAAAGAAGAUUAAUUCUAAAUAUAUCAAAUACUACCAGAAAACAAAUUGCAGCAAUAUUAAUUAUAUCAGCCUUGAGGAAAUAUUGUACUUCUAUAUUGGCGCAAUAUUGUUCUUAAGAUUCAUAUAAUAUUAAAUAUUUUUAUAAUUAUUUGAGUCAAUAUUUCCUCAAUAUUGUCGUAGAAUAUUAUCUCUACUUUGCCUUGCAAUGGUGUUUUAAGUUUGCCUAGAAACGUUACCUAAAGAAUUACUAAGAAUAUUACUGCAAUAUGUUUACUUAAAUAACCAACAUUUUUAUAAAAAUUAGUAAAUCAUAUACAAUCAAUUUAUUUAAUUGAAAUUAUUAUAAUGAAUUGUGAAAUUUUACACUUUGUUCUAAUAUGAUUAAUUAAUUAAUAUAAUAAUGCAAUUAAUUAAUUACAUUUAUGACUAAUUAUCCUUAAUUUAAUUUGAAAAAAGUAUUCUUAUUUAUAAAAAAUUAUAAACGAUUUGUAAAGUGUAAAAAUAUACUAUGAAAAUGUGGGACGUUCUUCACGAAACGUCACAAUCGAAUCGUGAAUUGUUCUGGGGUUGUCUUGAAACUUUAGAAACUUAGGUUAUUUAAUAGAAUAUGUUGAAGGUAGUGAAAAUUAAAAUUCUAACGUUUUAAGUUACAGUAUAUUUUUCAAAUUCGCAUAAUUAUGACAUAAAUUUACAAUUUUUAUGUGUUGACAUUUAUAGAAUUUUUCAUGUACUUUUUAACCGGAAUUCACGGGUCUAAUAUUUUAUAUUUUUAACUAAGAUAUUAUGUCCAAAAAAGAAUUAUUUUCUUUCUUUUAUUUUAAUUAUAAUUUUAUAAAUUUUUCCUAUUCUGAAAAAAACUUAUAAUUCUCCCCGAGUGUUGUUUGUCGAAGAAAAUAUAACACUAGCUUUUUUAAAUAAUACUUGAUUAUUAAAAACUAGAUUUCUGGAAUACAAUUUACUUCGGUUGUUUCUAUAUAUAUUCCUAUAUAGGUUAAAGUAUCUGCUGUUUUUUCAAUUCAUGAUUUUGUUCUUCUAUCUGAUUCUAUUCUAUAGUCAUGGCACUUUCAAUAUCAUCUAAGGUUUGACUAAAUUUUCUUUAAGAAUCGCAGGAUGAACUUCUCUUUGAAGAGGUAACAAUUUAUCCUUGAUGAUUUCUAAUUGAUCUGCGUUAAAAGGUAAACUUACAAUUUUCAUAUAUUUUAUAUUUGUUCUGUACGUGAGUUGUGGUUUAAUUCGAAUAAUUAUAUUUAAUCCAUUUAUUAUACAACUUUCGUUAUUAACGAUGCGGGUAGGUUGAUUUACAAUAACUUGAAAAAUUUUCGAUGUACACUGACAAUCUAAUUGUAUAGAAUUUUCCGGUAUAAUUAUUUGUGUUUCGUCACGUAAUAAUAUAUAUGCAAGAGUGUCUAUUUUAAAUGGGGAGAAUCUGCAUUUUUGGUGUUCUAAUUGUUUAAUGGAGUAUCUACAAUCGAGGCCUGCUCUCCUACGACUCCUCAUUCAUUUAUCGAAUAGACGUGGCGGAAUACACUCCUCCUCUGCCAAUUCCUGCCACGUCUUGGGGUCGUCAUCAUCGGAGUUGAACCAGCUUGGUCCGCCCAUGGCUGCACCCAGGGCUCGACCAUACUCAACUUCGCGCUCCCGAGGAUCCUCGGACCACUCAACUCCCUGUGGUAUCCGAGGAUCGUUAUAGCAGUUAUAUCUGCUUCGUCGCAUGAUUAAAUUGCAGUGAAAUAUCACCAAAAAUACGCAGUCCUUCUAAGGGCGUCGAGUGCUACCCCGCUAGUCCGAAUGGGGUCGCUAGCUAGACACAAUUUAGUUGUACUGUCAUAAUAAAAACGCCCAAGGGCACUCCCGAGUUCUCUACGUCGGUGAAAAGCUGAGGAAGUAGGGACUCGAGAAGCAUUUUUCCAGGAAAAUUCCUAAGAAUUUUUCUAGAAAAAUUUCUUAACGGUCCCGUGGAAAGUCCCUCCUCAACUUUUCACUUUAAUGAAGUAUCUUAUUAUAUUUGAUUCACAUGUGUCUGUUUCGCUUAGCAAAAACCAGGGUUGUUUCCUCUUACAUAUGAAGGUAUCUGUAAGCUUUUUACAAAGUUUUAAAGAAUUUUCAUCUAUAGGAAUGAAAGUUGUUCGUCUUUGUUCUAGAAGUAUGUAUUCCUGGUCUAGUAUAAUAGCUAAAAAUACGGAGUUCGAUUUUUUUGAAAUUGGAAUUAAAUGGUAUAUUGUGUAUUCUUUAUCUUCGAUGACUGGCAAAUGGAUUUAAUAAACUAGUUUGUUUUUUAAUAUAGCAAAAUUAAUUUCUGAGAUGUCGAUUAAGUUUUGGUAAUUUGUUUUGGUUAAAAAUAAACUGUGUUUAACAUUACAAUGCUUUUCAAAUUCUUUUAAUUUGUUGAUUAGAGUUGUAGGAUUUAAUACUUGUGGAUGUACUAUUCAGAGAUGGCUCUGUAGGCAAAAACAAGUGAAUUAAAUCGAUCGUUAAUGAUUCUCUCUGAGUAAUGUUACGUAAAACCCUUCAAAUUAUUCCCUAAUUCCUCUUUUAAAAAUUUUUUAGGAUGCGAAAGGUCAAUGAAUAAUUGUGGAUGAUAAAGUGCCCUUUGACCUGGUUCAUUCCUCUCAGUCAGACAUUCGUAUCGAUCAUCUCUCUGACUUUGUUUUUGUCGUAUGAUCUUAAUUAUUUAAUCCCUCUAUGAUCUAAUUGUUUUUAUAAGGUAUGACGAUGCAAUCGUUUAUCUUUCUUUCCGCAAGCAAAACAUAAUGUCAUUGAACUGCAAAAAUACAUGAUUCUAAUCAUAACAGAGCUUAUAAUCAACAACAUUAUAUAUCCAAUAUAAUGUGUUACAUAUUAUGAUAUUACAAUAUAUUAGAACAUAUUUCAAUAUAAGUGACGGACGUAACAGUUAUCUCUGUCUCACUACUUCCUGGUGGCAAAUUUUCUACGAACAAUUGACGCCCCUCUCCGUUAGGCAUUCGAUUCGGAGGACCGGGAGAUGUCAAGGUUCGUGAUAGUUGCGCCAUCUUGUCAUCGUCCCCUGGAAUAACCAUAUCCUUCUUCUUUAUAGUUUUCUUCCUCUUUUCAAUCUCCUCUCGAUGCUCUUCCUUCAUCUUUUCUAACUCCACUUAGGAUUUCAAAGGCUUAUUAUGGAGAAACCGCUCCAACUCUAUCACUGCCAACUUGCUCCCAAAUUCGCCCUAGUCGUAACCUUUACGACGAUGUGGAUUGACAACCAUCGUAGCAGCCGCCUGUAGGUUACCAGGUUCUAUAGGAACCAUUCCCGUCCCUCCCCGUGUCGCUAAAGAAGGUCGUCUAAUAGCCCCCAAUUCCCCUGUCUUUAUUCUGUCGCGAUUAGGAAAAUCAAGCUAUGAUGAGGGUGGCUGUACAUUUCCUGGCGAUUCGAAGGUCCUCUCUGAGCGAUGGCUCGAAAUGUCGAUCACGUUCUCUCUACCUCCUAUUACCCUUGUUAUAAGGGUAACGAUGCGGGCUAAGUUUGAGUUCAUUGAUGUUGUUAUGUCAAAAAAAAGGAUUAUUUUUUUGAAAUAAUAACAAUAACAAAAAAAAGAAUUUUUAAUUAACUGUUUUGUCCGGAAGGGACAGAUAAUUUAAUUAUUUUAAUAUUUUUCCAGAUUUAUUUACAAAGCGGAAGGCUUUUAACUAAGAGAACGGGGUGAAUAAAUUUAGUUAAAAAUAUAUUUAACAAACUUUAUUCAACACAUUUGAGUUAAGAGAAGAAUCUUUCUUUUAUUCCAAUAAUCAUCAUUCACUGAAAUAAUGAAUUAAAAUUAGUCUAAGGAAUAGACUACAAGAAAAGAGAAGAUGUAGAGAAACUCACCCACUGAGAUAUAAGUUGUUUUUUUUGUGGGUUUGCUGUCCGGAAUACAGACGUCGGCAACAAAACGUAUAUCUUAUAACCACAGGUUGAUAACGGUUAAGGGGGAAGCCAGCGAUGCACUUUGCCCUUGUGAUUUAUGGUACUAUCGAUCAGCUGCGCGACUGAUUCCUAUCCUAUGAUGCCUUCUAUUUUGAAUGAUACUGACAAAAUAUGUCAGGAGGUUCCUAUCCUAUGAUGCCUUCUCUUUUGAGUGAUACUGACAAAAUAUGUCAGGAGUUCUUCUUAGGAGUUUUCGCAGUUGAUACACAGAUUUCUUUACGAUUUUGCUUUCGCAAUUCUGUUAAUUUGCACAAUACUCUGUGUCGUUAUAGAUUUUGAACAAGAAUUUUAAAAGGUAUUACACUAACUUCACUUGUGCAAUUAAUCGAAUUUAUAAUUAAAGCUUAUUUGUGCAAAUCGAAGAAAACUGAUCGUUGAAACUUGGUAUGAAAAGAACUACGGUUACAACAAGGCGGUUUGCAGAAGAACUGACUUCCGUAGAUUCAUCUUGCCUUUUAUAUACAAGUCUAUAGGCUAAAAAGGCAAAAGAAUAUCCCAUCGGGAAGAAUUUGUCCUAUGGGGAAGAUAUAACUUAUCCAAUUGUUCAUUAACAUCCGCGGAAUUGUUCUCUUCUGCAACACCGAUACCUUCUGACGGAAUUCCUUUUACUGCAUCAGCAGUCAAAACCGAGUUAUCGUUUAACUACUUUCCUGUGACACUUGCAGGCUCUUCAUCAGCGGAGGAGUCGAAACAGUAAUUUCCGCGAAGCCUAUUCACCCGAAUACGGAAAACUAUAGAAUAACGAACACUAUUAGCAAAUUUAAAAAAAACCUCCUCCUUCCGCUCUUGAAUGAAUACCAUUUUGAUAACUCCGCAACAAAACCACACUCUAACUAAAAACUACACUCUGACUAGACUCACUCGGACUAAAAUGUCAUCCGGAAUAACGAAUAAUUUUGAAACAAAACACAAACAGCUAUGCCUUUGUUCUGUUCUUGGCGGGAAAUAUUUCAAAGAAAGUCUUGAGGAGCUUUUACAAUAGGUCCGAGAGCAAGUACAAGACCAAGUCCGAGUGCCUCGGACUUAGUUGCGCGCGCAUCGUGUUUGACUUUUUUAAGAUAAUUAAUAGUAAUUGCUCAUUAUUAGUUAAUUAACUAUUAAAUUAUAAAUUAAUUACUCAUGAUUUAAUAUUUACUAUUAAUUAUCUUAAAAAAAUGAAAGUCAACACGAUGCGUGCGCUACAAAGUAUGUGUGACUGUCGUUUCAUCUGUUACUCGAAUAUGAUGCUCGGUCUUGUUAGUCAUUCCGCGAACUUUAAUUUGUAUUUAGAAUAAGAGUAUGAUAAAUAUUAUUUAGAUCUUUAAUUUCAGUUUUUUAUUUACUGAAUUAUUGCAUUUUAAAAUGUGAAACAUUUCUUUAAAUAAUCUGCGUUUAUAAUUGGAUUCUAAACAAACAAUAUAAGUAUUUUCAAAAUUAAAAAUGUGAUCAUUUUCAUGAGAAUGAGUACCUAGUGCUAGUGUUUCUCUUAUCGAGUCUACAGUCACUUUUAUGUUGUAUAAUUCUAUCUUUAAUGUAUUAUUAGGUUUUAUUAGGUUUUUUUGGUUUUUAAUUUUUUUUUUUAAGAAAAAGAAAAGAUAAAUGAAAAGUAGUAAAAUUAUUAAACUAAAAAAAAUAAAAACGUGGUCGUCCUGAAGGGACGAAAUAGUCCUAUGGGGUAAGACAGGAGUACAAGGAUAAAUGUAUCCUUUGUCUAGUCUUGCUUGUUGCAAGGUAAUUCCUCCUGGCCAGUGGUGGUCAGGCGAAAAGAAAGAAUGAGCAUAAUCCCAUUUUGGGUUGAAUGGAAGAGGUCCGUGCCAGUACUCUAUCUCUUGCUGUAUUCUCUGAAAUGAUGGAAAAUCCAUAUGACGGAGAAAGCGUGGUACUUCGUCUUGUGUUGAGAAUUAUCCGGGCAUAUACUUGAGAAGUUUCUCAAAGGUUUCAACGUUUAGUGAUGCUGCAUAUGGUUCAAAAAGAUGAUAAACAUCUUUACAGAAUUCGUAGAAUGUUAAAUCCAUUCCACAGGAUGCAUAAUAAACAGUCUUAUUGAUGUGCGGCGAUAUGCAUGUCCACUUUGUGAUACGAAUGUCAUAUUGUUAAACCAAGUAUGUAUGAAAAGAAUGAGGUUAUUCAUUUUAUGGUAUAAAAUCAAAAAUCUCAUAAUUCUCUUGCCCCUAAAUUUUAUAGAUUACCCAAAAUUCAUAAGAUCAAUAACUCAAUGAGACCUUUCACUGCUUUUUGCGGGUCACCUUUGUAUAAUUUAUCUAAAUAUAUUGGUAUUCCAAUACAAAAAACCAUUAGAAAAUCUUAUUCUUUUAUAAAAUACAGUUUUGAAUUUACAAAAAACGUUAAUCAUAUGAUUAUUCCAGACAAUUUUAAACUUUAUUCAUUGGAUGUAAAAUCACUUUUUUAUUAUUUUAAGAAAUGUUUCACAUUUUAAAAUGCAAUAAUUCAGUAAAUAAAAAAACUGAAAUUAAAGAUCUAAAAAAUAUUUAUUACACUCUUAUUCCAAAUACAAAUUAAAGUUUACGGUCUCAUAAAAAAAAUGGUCAGAUAGAUUCCUUUCUUAUCAUACAAUUCUAGAUGCUCUUCAUUUCGUUACAUAUACUGCGUGCCCAAAACUCAGUAUAUAUAAAACAAAAGUUUUGUCCUUUUAAAAGAUUUUUAACAGUUUAAAUACGAAAGUUUGGAUAUACCAUCUUAUUCAAAGAUUUUUAACAGUGUGAAUCAAAAAAUGCCUUUUCUGUCUAACUCAGCAUAAACUUCUUUGAAGAAGUAAUACCUGAGCAAUUUCACUGAUUCUACAUCUAAAAUUCCCUUCGAAAGACCAUAAACUACUAUAUCAGUUGUAGAAUCGACAUCCAUUGAUUUUAUUUUCAUUUUUGCCUGAGGUGUAGAAUUCGGAUGUGCUUUAAACCACUCCAUUGGAUAUUGAGCUGGGAGUGUUAAUUGAGGUAUUUUUAAAGCAAGUUCUUUUCCAGUUUGAACGUGUGUGAAUCAAAAAAUGCCUUUUCUGUCUAACUCAGCAUAAACUUCUUUGAAGAAGUAAUACCUGAGCAAUUUCACUGAUUCUACAUCUAAAAUUCCCUUCGAAAGACCAUAAACUACUAUAUCAGUUGUAGAAUCGACAUCCAUUGAUUUUAUUUUCAUUUUUGCCUGAGGUGUAGAAUUCGGAUGUGCUUUAAACCACUCCAUUGGAUAUUGAGCUGGGAGUGUUAAUUGAGGUAUUUUUAAAGCAAGUUCUUUUCCAGUUUGAACGUGUGUGAAUCAAAAAAUGCCUUUUCUGUCUAACUCAGCAUAAACUUCUUUGAAGAAGUAAUACCUGAGCAAUUUCACUGAUUCUACAUCUAAAAUUCCCUUCGAAAGACCAUAAACUACUAUAUCAGUUGUAGAAUCGACAUCCAUUGAUUUUAUUUUCAUUUUUGCCUGAGGUGUAGAAUUCGGAUGUGCUUUAAACCACUCCAUUGGAUAUUGAGCUGGGAGUGUUAAUUGAGGUAUUUUUAAAGCAAGUUCUUUUCCAGUUUGAACGUGUGUGAAUCAAAAAAUGCCUUUUCUGUCUAACUCAGCAUAAACUUCUUUGAAGAAGUAAUACCUGAGCAAUUUCACUGAUUCUACAUCUAAAAUUCCCUUCGAAAGACCAUAAACUACUAUAUCAGUUGUAGAAUCGACAUCCAUUGAUUUUAUUUUGAUUUUUGCCUGAGGUGUAGAAUUUGGAUGUGCUUUAAACCAUUCCGAUGGAUAUUGAGGUGGGAGUGUUAAUUGAGGUAUUUUUAAAGCAAGUUCUUUUCCAGUUUGAACGUGUGUCUAUCUCCUUUUUCCUAUCUCUUUCUAUGUCCUCACUUCCAGCAUGGUUAUUUUCAGGCUCAUGUGGUUUACAAACCUAAUAGUCUUGUGAUUUUUCCUUUUUUGAUUUUAAUUGUUGGAUCAAAGAGGCUCGUAUAUCGAGACUCGCUUGUGGUGUCGGUGAAUACGGGACGCUUGUCAUAAUUAAUCUUUUUCGCCACUCAUCUUCUCCAUUAACCAAAUCAAUGUCCUUUUUUCUGGUGAUUCGCAAGAUAUUAGUGAUUUUUGCACUUUGUCGGGGAUAUAUAUAUAUAUCUUCUGCCAUGGUAGCAAAUUCGGUGAGAGAAGCAUAUGCUUCCUCGAACUAUUUACUUUACCUGGAAUAAAUCGAUCCGAGAUCCGGUUCCUCAAACAUAAUUGAAGGGUUAUAAUCAUCGUUUGAUGUUGGCGGUGCACUGGAUGGUGCAUACGUUGAUUAAGGCUGCAGUCCCAUGGCAGCGUUUUGCGUUGCGUUUUGUCACUAGACCAUGAGUGUAAAAGAGAUGCAGAUAUAUGUUUGCUAUGUUUACACUCAGGGUCUAGUGACAAAACGCAACACAAAACGCUGCCAUGGGACUGCAGCCUUAUUCUUCCUUUUAUCUGAAUACGAGAUUUUUAUAUCUUCAGUGAGACCUGUCUCUUUGACGGAAUACCGUGGUUUAGACACGGGGAUAGACUUACGUUCUAAUAAUUCGUCGAUUUGAUUAAUUAUACUGCUACCGAUCAUAACAGAGCCUUUAAUCAACAACAUUUUAUAACAAAUAUAAUAUAUUAAAUAUUAUGAUAUUACGAUAUAUUAUAAUAUUAUAUUAUUAUAUUAUAAUAUAAGUUACGGGCGUAACACUAUUAUGAAAAAGAAAGUGUAUAAAAUUCAACAGAAAAAGUACAUGAAAAAUGCUUUGAAAUUCACUAUUUAAAAAUUUUAAUCUUUUGUGGUAGUUUUAAGGAAUUAAAAUGUCAGCAGUGUCUAAAAUGUUAAAUAUUAUGAUGGAUCAGAAAGUGUGAUUUGUCAUAAGUCAAUUCAUAUCUAUUAGCCUAAAUUUGUUUUUUUUUGCUGAGCUGCUCUACUUUUUAUAAAUUCUAUUUGUUUAAAUGAAUCAAUAUUACAAUAAUUAAACAAUAUUUCAAGCGAAUCACAGAAAUUUUCAUUUUUCGAUAUGGAACGUUUCACAAAUUAUAACUUAACAAAUACUACUAUUGCGGUGCUUUAUUAUGUAUAUUUAGAACUGUUUUAUCGUCACGCAUUAUUUUGUUGAUGUAAACAAAAAUAUUUUGUAAAAAAAAAUGUUAAUAUCUUAUCGUUCUUUAUUUUUUAAUUGUGAACAAUUUUUAGCUAUUAUAUGAUUUAUUAAAUAAAGCAUCUAUUUGUAAGGUUGAAACAUUUUAUGAAAUUAAAGUUUUGCAGAGUAAAAAUUAUAUGUGUAUUUAUUUUUUAAUUACAUUUGUUGAUCACAUAAAAUUAAUUUUAAAUAAUCAUUUUACAUUUAACAGUAUGUUUAUUAUAAAUUGAACUUUCAAUUAUGUGAUGGAAUUAUUUCGUAUGUUUGUGAAUAUUUGUAUAUGUUAGAAAAUAAUGACAAGGCUGCAAACUGUCUGACUCACGAUUUGUAGAAAUUUUCGUAUAAUUCUCGGAAAAAUUGUGUAAUUCAGCAACGUAAUUCAAUUAAAUAUUAAAUAAUA
Leptopilina boulardi is the source of this 16933-nucleotide messenger RNA. RefSeq names its product golgin subfamily A member 2. Gene Ontology annotation, biological process: Golgi organization. Lineage: Eukaryota; Metazoa; Arthropoda; Insecta; Hymenoptera; Figitidae. The record is from RefSeq and is a predicted model, not a curated record. The coding region runs from base 212 to 3034 and encodes 940 amino acids. Gene Ontology annotation, cellular component: Golgi apparatus; cis-Golgi network; Golgi cis cisterna. The transcript has 13 exons.